Molecule: messenger RNA, 2874 nt
Organism: Acanthaster planci (crown-of-thorns starfish)
Lineage: Eukaryota; Metazoa; Echinodermata; Asteroidea; Valvatida; Acanthasteridae
Product: catalase-like
Biological process (GO): hydrogen peroxide catabolic process; response to hydrogen peroxide
Cellular component (GO): peroxisome; cytoplasm; mitochondrion
Molecular function (GO): catalase activity; heme binding
Source: RefSeq, a predicted model, not a curated record
CGAAACUCCGUACACUCUGCCUUUUGCAUCGUAUCGCUUGAGAGUGUUAGACGUACUGUGCCAGGGUGUCGCAUCGUCUGCAUCGGGAGCUGUUUUACUGUUAGAAGCUGCUAUCACGAGUAUCAUCAAGCACCAUGGCAAGUCGGGACAAGGCUACGAAUCAGAUGGAGGAAUACAAGAAGACGUUGGACAAGAUGGACCGGCUGACCACGUCAACUGGCAUGCCCAUCGACAACAAGCAGGCCACGCUGACGGCCGGGCCACGGGGACCGGUUCUCAUGCAGGACUUCGCCUUCUCGGACGAGAUGUCCCACUUUGGCCGGGAGAGGAUCCCUGAGCGCGUCGUGCAUGCCAAGGGGGCAGGUGCUUUUGGAUAUUUUGAGGUGACUCAUGACAUCAGCGAAUACACCAAGGCUUGCGUCUUUGAGUCCAUCGGCAAGAAGACCCCGGUCGCUGUGCGCUUCUCUACCGUCGGUGGCGAGUCUGGCUCAGCUGACACUGCCCGCGACCCCCGCGGCUUUGCUGUCAAGUUCUACACCGAGGAUGGCAACUGGGAUCUGGUGGGCAACAACACUCCGAUCUUCUUCAUUCGGGACCCCAUCUUCUUCCCCAGCUUCAUCCACACCCAAAAGAGGAACCCAGUCACCCAUCUCAAGGACCCUGACAUGUUCUGGGACUUCAUCACCCUGCGCCCCGAGUCCACCCAUCAGGUCAGCUUCCUGUUCAGUGACCGUGGGACCCCCGACGGCUACCGCCACAUGAACGGCUACGGCAGCCACACCUUCAAGCUGGUCAACAAGGACGGGAAGGGUGUCUACUGCAAGUUCCACCUCAAGACUGACCAAGGCAUCCGUAACCUGAACGCCGCCCAAGCUGAAGCUCUGGCCUCAGGCGACCCAGACUAUGCCAUCCGCGACUUGUACAAUGCCAUCUCCAAGGAAGACUUUCCAUCUUGGACCGUGAAGAUCCAGGUCAUGACCUUUGAGCAAGCAGAGCAGCACAAGGACAAUCCAUUUGACUUGACCAAGGUGUGGCCACAGGCAGAGUACCCGCUCAUCCCAGUGGGCAAGAUGGUUCUCAACCUCAACCCCAGGAACUACUUUGCCGAAGUGGAGCAGAUUGCGUUUGCACCAGCUCACAUGAUCCCCGGCAUUGAGCCCUCACCGGACAAGAUGUUGCAGGGACGUCUGUUUUCCUACCCCGAUACACACCGCCACCGCCUGGGAACCAACUACCUGCAGAUCCCAGUGAACUGCCCAUACAAGGCCAAGACUCGCAACUACCAGAGAGAUGGACCGCAGUGUGUCACUGACAACCAGAAUGGGGCUCCCAACUACUACCCCAACAGCUUCAACGGGCCCACGGACGAUCUGAAGUAUGCCCAGCAGACCUUCUCCAUUUCCGGUGACGUGGCUCGCUACAACACCAAGGACGACGACAACUUCACCCAGCCGGGCAUCUUCUGGUCCAAGGUGCUGACACCCAAGGAUCAGGAUGCGCUGGUCUCCAACAUGGCCGGCCAUCUCAAGAAUGCCCAGGAGUUCAUCCAGAAGCGAGCGGUUGACAACUGGUCUCAGUGUAGCGCUGAAUGGGGAAAGCGUCUCCAGGCUGCUUUGGAUGAGCACAAAGCCGUUGCUGCAAAGGCAGCUGUUGCCAAAAUGUAAGUGGGCGCACUGAAGUGUGCGACUGAGCAAGCUUGGAGCUGAUUGGUCACUCCCAAGCUGUUUUGAACAACCGUAUCCAAUGACAUCACAGCUUACAACCAUCGUUUCAUCUGCUUAGUAAGACUACAGAUGGCAGUCUCUUUUGAUAGUAAUGAGCUGAGAGAUGAAACUCGCAUUUAAAUCAUUGCCCAACAAGAAGUUGUAAAAUCUUUUGCUGUAUGACGAUGCAAGGAAAGAGGAUUUCACAGGAUGAAAACAUGCUCCAUUCUGGAUGAAUUCUUUUUGUUUUAGACACUGCCUUUUGUUGAUUUGCAAGCGACUCAAGAGUACCUGCUUAAUUUUGUAAGAUGUUUUUGGGAAUCUCCAUGGUAUGUUUUGAUAAUUUGUAGGCUUGGCCUUUUACAUUAUACCACACGGUAGAUUUCUUAGGAUUCUACAAACAGUGUAUCAAAUGAUGUUUGUUUACUACAUGAAAUGUUUUUUCUAUCAAAAAUUUGUAUUGCCAACUCUGUUUAUUUCUUCUUGUAGUCGAAUCACAGUGAAACAAACAUAAGUUAUGACUUGUUUCAGUCUACAAACGUGUGAUGUGGGAAUACCGAGCUGUUACGAGUAUUCUGGCUUUAUUAUUCAGGCUUUAACAUAGUCGCGCGAAAAGGAAAUUUUUGAAUUUUCAAGAACCUAAAAAAAUUCAAACUGUGUGAACUUAGGUUGUAUUGUUCCAAGAUUCUAUUUGCAGUUGUCAAGCUUUCAUUUGCUGCUAUUAGAAUGCUCACCUUUAUAAGCGACUUCAUUUUGUAAAUCAUGCAUAUUCAUAUUUGAUCCUGUACAGAAAUUUUGACGGUAAAAUCCCAUUUGUGCUGAAGCACUUCCUUAACGCAUCCCAGAUGUUUACUUUCCUUCUGUAAUCCUUUACAAUGUAGUGUUAAUGUAAUGUCAUUUUAAUCAUAUUGUAUUAUACAAUUCAAUGGUAACUUUCAAAUAAUCAGGAAGAAAUCUUAUACAUUGAACUGCUACAUUCAUGGCUAAUUUCUGAUCAGUUUAUUGGCUUUUGGUAGUGAUAAAUGAUGAUAGCGGAGUGUUUGGACAUACAUCUUAAUUUCUUUUUUUUUUCAUUCAUGGAAUUAAUUUUGAGGUUUACCAGCGGAGAGAUUGAAUAUGAUACUUGUGAUCAUUCCAGUGUACACAGUAAUAAAGUACAGCCUUUGAAUAA